This is a messenger RNA of Amyelois transitella, 1955 nucleotides long. Its product is annotated as protein obstructor-E. The transcript is spliced from 6 exons. The record is from RefSeq and is a predicted model, not a curated record. Gene Ontology annotation, molecular function: chitin binding. Lineage: Eukaryota; Metazoa; Arthropoda; Insecta; Lepidoptera; Pyralidae. Gene Ontology annotation, cellular component: extracellular region. The coding region runs from base 101 to 1045 and encodes 314 amino acids.
UUCGCAAGUCGUUCUGACCCAAGGUCGCUUCUCCUCAACUCUUGCGCAUCGCCAUUCAGUGUAUGUCCGAGUAAAGUGCGAACGUGUUGUCACAGUUAAAAUGAAGGCUUUUGUGGUUUUGGCGUGCGUCUGCGCCGUAGUAAACGCGCAGUUUGGAAAUUCGCAAUACCAAUCAUCAUUCGGUCAAAAUACUCGCGGACAGAACACUUUCCAGUCAACGGCUAGACUUCAGAGUCAAAAUGCUUUUGGAAACCAAAAUCAGAGGAACCAGUAUCAGCAGAAUCAAUAUCAACAAAAUCAGUAUCAACAAAGCCAGUACCAACAGCCUUCUGCGCCAAGGUCGCAAAACCUCGGAUCCUGCAGAGACAACGAAAGAAACCCAGUUUCUGGCAGCUGCGAUCGUUACGUCGAAUGUGUUAAUGGAACAGCAGAAGAAAAGACUUGUCCAGACGGUCUUCUGUUCAACCCCAGUGCGAACGGCUAUCCUUGCCAGUACCCCAACGAGGUGACCUGUCUUGAGCGUUCUUCCUUACAGCCUGCCCAACCGACCGCCGACUGCCCCCACCAAUUCGGUUUCUUCAAGCUGGGUGACGCUCGCAACUGCAGCGGUUUCAGGAACUGCGUGAAUGGAGUUGGUUUCGACUUCACUUGUCCUGAGGGCCUGGCCUUCAGCUCUGAGACAUACCGCUGCGAGUGGCCAGACCAGGUCGCCGACUGUGACGCUGAAGCUUUUCUUGGUUUCCGGUGUCCAGAAGUACCAGUAUCUAGAGAGCUUGGGCCGCCUGUGGGAUACAGAUUUUAUAGAUCUGACAGUAACUGUCAGAAAUACUUCCUCUGCAUCGAAGGUCGCCCUCGUGUUUUGUCAUGCGGUGGGGACUCUGGCUUUGACGAGCUCACGUCCACCUGCGUGUCAGCAGACGAGGUCGGUGCCUGCCCUCCAGAGCUGAGAGAAGCCGCUGCUCGCUCGCGCCAGGAAGAGAAACAGCGGUUGGCUAAAGAAAUAGAUUUCUACUCAAAACCUUUGGAACAUAAAAGAAGGUUUUAGUUUUAGCGAUUUACUUAAAUAUCAUGACUUUAUCUGCCAACAUUGAGUUAUUCUGUAAAUUUGCUUUAUUAUAUAAUGUUUUCUUUCUUAUAAAUAGUUGCAAUAUUUUCUCAUAGAACUUACUUUUUAGUUCUAUAAAUAAGGACUAUGGUAAAUGCCACACAUAUACAUAUUACGACUGUAUCCCUUACAGAAUAGACAGAGCCAUCAGUCACGAAAAGAAUUUUAAGACACCUACAGGAUGACUUAAAAUAAGACAAAAUUUAGAAUAGUAACAGGUUGCUAGCCAAUCAUCUUAUAAGAAUACCAAGUUUAUAAACAUUUAUUUUGAUUGACUAGGUACGUAGAUAUUUUAUUCUAUUCAGUAAUUUAAUACCAGUUGUCUCUGAACUUCUGCAUGAAUGACAUUCUUUAUUAUUAUUAUUCCAGUAUAUAUAAGUUGAUCCAAGUCUAAGUGACGAGUGGUUACCGGGACCAUAUUAAAAAAGAAUACUCCAUCUCUUUCCCACUGAUGUCGUAAAAGGUGGCGAAGGCUUAUAAACUUGGGAUUCUUCUUUUAGGCGAUGGGCUAGAAACCUGUCACUAUUUGAAUCUAUCAUUAAGCCUAUCAGCUGAACGUGACUUAUUAGUCCUUCAAGACUGUUGGCUCUGUUUUCCCCGCAAGAAAUAUAGACGUGAUCAUGUGAUGAAGUUGAUCCAAAUAAAAUAAUUAUCAAUGUAACUAUCCCAUAUACUGUAAUGUAUAAUGUCAUUAAGUGUCAAAUGUUAAUAAAAACAUCUACAAUUUAAACAUAUACCUGGGUAAUUCUACUCCUGGGUGACUACCUACUGACCAGUCUCUAAUCGCAAAUUAUUUGCUAAAAAUAGGUAAUGUAUAAACUUCCAGUCUAGUCCAUCAGUGUCAUUUUGA